CUUGAUUCUGUAAUUCCAGUACUCAUGAUAAAUUUGAUACUGAUUGGCUCAAUAGUGUUAAUGUGGGAUGAGUCGCCCGAGCACGGGAGGGCGACCUAGCACUUCCGGACCACGAAGUGGUGUGGACCCUGCUGAUCGUGAGAAGGAGAUCCUCGAGGGCCCCAAGAAGAUCAUCCACACUUACCCUUUGUUGCGACAUUCUGAUAUGCCAGAGGAGAUGAAGAGUGAAACAAUGGAACUGGUGGUCACGGCAUGCGAGAAGCAUUCCAAUAAUAACGAGAACGCUGCCAAGAUGAUCAAGGAAGAACUGGAUCGCAAAUAUGGUCCCUCGUGGCACGUAGUCGUCGGUGAAGGUUUCGGUUUUGAGAUUUCUCACGAGAGUAAGAACAUGCUGUACAUGUUUUGCGGUGGUAACCUUGGGAUCUGCGUGUGGAAGUGCUCUUGA
Messenger RNA from Darwinula stevensoni, 445 nucleotides. The record is from the annotation of a GenBank genome assembly. NCBI's taxonomy places the organism in Eukaryota, Metazoa, Arthropoda, Ostracoda, Podocopida, Darwinulidae.